AUGGUCGGCAAACGCAAACGGGGCGGGGCAGUCGAUGACCACGUAGCGCGAAAGAAGACUAUCAAGGACAGCAAGGGCUCCGCAGCGAAGAUACCGCCGCAGGCGACGCAGCCACUCCUCACGGCCACGCCUUUCAAGUCUACUCGAGGAGAGAUCUCCACGGAGCGCUUGCAGCCUGCCACCGGAACCACGAUCCUGUUCGGACUCCCACGGGAACUCCGCGACAAGGUGUACCACGAGCUUUGGAAAGAUGGACCUCUCAUCAAGCAACAGUACGGUCGCAUCAAGUACGACAUAACAUACGUAUGGCCCGAGUGUGGAAAGUGGCCGGACGAGAGCUACAAACAUCCUUGGCUGCUCACAAACAAGCAAACCCUUCACGAAGGCAUCGAACAGCUACAUAGGCAAUCUGUCUGGCACAUGUUCGACUACCAUGAGCGCAAGUACAAGCACAACAAGCGAAUGAACCACGUCCUUCCACUUCUAACUCCCGGUUGCGCGCGAUCAGUUCGCAUUCACUUGAAUACUAUGCGAUCGAACCUCAACAUCGACGUCAAGUCCGCGCAUGGAAUGGUGGAGAAGAUCUGUGCCGAUCCGCGAGCUUCAUCUCUGCGAGGAAUAACUGUCACUCUCUAUUGUAAUGGCGGACCCUUUGGGCUCUCCGACAGAGAGUUUUACUGCAACUUCUCUCCGUUGGAGCGCUUGCAACAACUGGCCAGCUUGGAGGAAUUCAUCGUGGUCAUUGAGGGUGAACGACACUGGCCUGCGCCACAUUGGAAUCACCUCCGCUUUGAGCACGAUGCACAGCACCCGACGUACGAGCAGUUCAAGAAGGACUUCAACAAGCUAGCCAAGCUUCUGCUUCCUGAACAAAAGGUCAAGGUCAUGAAGGUCAACGAGAUCAUGAAGAGUUCUGCGCGGCCUGACCGUUGGCAACGGCGACUUGUAUUCUCUCGGAGCGUCUUCGCAGUUGCAACAGAACGCUUUUCUAAGGCCAUGACAUGA
Messenger RNA from Didymosphaeria variabile, 1005 nucleotides. RefSeq lists its product as uncharacterized. The transcript is spliced from 2 exons. The record is from RefSeq and is a predicted model, not a curated record. The coding region runs from base 1 to 1005 and encodes 334 amino acids. Lineage: Eukaryota; Fungi; Ascomycota; Dothideomycetes; Pleosporales; Didymosphaeriaceae.